Molecule: messenger RNA, 6051 nt
Organism: Xyrauchen texanus (razorback sucker)
Lineage: Eukaryota; Metazoa; Chordata; Actinopteri; Cypriniformes; Catostomidae
Product: phosphatidylinositol 4-phosphate 3-kinase C2 domain-containing subunit beta-like
Exons: 33
Coding region: 315-5009 (1564 amino acids)
Biological process (GO): phosphatidylinositol 3-kinase/protein kinase B signal transduction; phosphatidylinositol-3-phosphate biosynthetic process; cell migration
Cellular component (GO): phosphatidylinositol 3-kinase complex; cytoplasm; plasma membrane
Molecular function (GO): 1-phosphatidylinositol-3-kinase activity; phosphatidylinositol binding; 1-phosphatidylinositol-4-phosphate 3-kinase activity
Source: RefSeq, a predicted model, not a curated record
GCGCGCGCGAGAGGAAAGAGCGUGUAUCUCAUUUGGAUUAACAGAAAUGCGUUCGUAAUUUGUCUCUGGUAAUGCACGAGCCACGGGACACGAGAAACCACCGUCUGAUCGCGAUCUAUCAAAAAACACAACAAUCAAGAGGACCGAUCUGCCCUAAUAUAAACGAGAAGGACUAUGAUCAAAGACAGUUUAGCGACGUAGGCGGCGACCAAGAGGCCGUGCUGAAGAGCCCAAUGAACCAGUUGUGCAACCCGUAGAGCUGCCGAGCUCCUUCCUGCAUUCUUCUUGUUCACUGCAGCACCCCCUAUAGGAACAUGUCUGCAGCGCAAACGCAAAAUGAUCGGGAGCAGCGUUGGGGUUGUCUGGAAUCCCUCGGCCUCAGCCAGAGGGAACUGGUCCUAGCGGAAGCACUGCAGAUGGAGUAUGACGCCCUUGCUCGCCACCGAGAGGACAAGGGUCCGGGCAGUACUCUACUAGCAGAAACCAGCAAGUCGUCCCCCUCAAGGAGUGAGCCUUCCUUGCCUAGACGUGUUCCCAGUCCUCGGAAUAAUUUGCAACAAGUUGUGUCAGGAUCUGACCCUAUGACCAACCCUGUUCAGCCCGGGGUCUCGAACCUUUCAAGAUCCAUUGGCGAAUCUCACAGCUAUAGUAAGGAACCUUGUUACAUCCUGGACAAAUGGGAAAAUGAAUUGGAGGGAACAUCACAGUUGCUAACGAAGGGACUGUCACCUCUAGAUGAGCCUCCACCGGUACCGCCCAGAAAUCCCAUCCUCCAGAAUGAUCUGUUCAUUGUCCAUCGAAACUCUGCUCCACGGGAUGUGAACAUGUUCACUCCUGAAAUGGAUCAGCCCAAGCUUUCAUCUGGAGACACUCUGAACUAUGAUAACCUUAACGACUCUCUGAGCAAGCUUAAUGCUCACAGCAACACCCUUCCACCUCAGGUUCCCCCCCGCACCUAUCUUCCAGUGCAGAAGAGCACUAGAAGCCAGCGAAGAGUGUCAGUUGAACCGGUGUCUCUGGGGUCCAAGCCUAAUGGCUUUGGCUAUGAGCUGUUUCAGGUAUCUGAAGAGAGGGAUGAGGAGGUGGCUGCCUUUUGUCAUGUUCUUGACUUGCUGCGAUCGGCAUGCCCAUACAAUGAUUGCUCGAAAAAUGCAGGCUUUGUGUGGAGCCCAUGUGUUGCACUGGAGGAACUUCAGCAAGGACUAGGGGUCAGCAUCAAGGUCACCGUUUACAGCGACCACUUCAGAGAGCCGCUCACUUUUUCUUGUGAUGGAUCCUCCACCAUAGACCUGCUGAUCUAUCAGACUCUCUGCUAUGCCCACGAUGACUUGGAUAUGAUUGAUGUGGACGAUUACCUGCUGAAAAUCUGCGGUCAUGCAGAGUUCCUCAAAAACAAUCAGGCUCUGGCAAGCUUCGAGUACAUCCAGCAGUGUUUGAAGUUCGACUGGGACAUUCGACUCGUUCUAACCAAAAGGAGUUCCGUCAACAUGGAGCUCAUUAGAACGAUGGAGGAUGAUGAGACUCCAUCCUCCAUGAACCACUGCAUUCUUUUGCAAGAGAGGCCAAUCAAACAGACUGUGACUAGGGAGGCAUUGACUUUACUCCUGGACACCUUUCAUAAUGAGGCAGAGUCCUUCCUUUUAUCGGAGGUGGAGUUGCUGUUGCAUGUGGAGCGGUUAGUGCAGUCAGUGAAGGCCCUGUGCAGCUCUCUAGCAGCUGUUGAAACACCUGACAUCACUGCUGCCCUUAACCAGCUGCCAGUGUGCCCCUGCAGACUACAGCCUAAAGUGCAGAAGGAUGUCAGUGUCUUGACAAAGAAAGAAAAUAAAGCGAAAAUAGUUGAGAAGUUGACUGCAGCCAUCUUGGAUCUUGUGGAGCUGUAUUGUAGCACAUUCAAUGCUAAUUUUCACACCAUGCCACACAGCAGCAGAGCCACAGCCCCCAUACAGGAAGCUGGAAUGUUCACCAACAUCCUUUCCUUUAGCGUGUACGCGGCUCAUCGCAUCCCCAUCACAUGGGCUGCCAGCUAUGAAAAUUUCUUCCUGUCCUGUUCGCUCACCCAUGGGGGGGUGGAGCUCUGUGCCCCCCAGCACACCAGUAAACAGUCAGUCAGCAAAUAUCUGUUCCACUUGGUGGUUUGGGAACAGAGAGUUUGCUUCCCUGUUCAGAUCAACCAGUUGCCAAGGGAGUCACAGCUGAACGCGACUCUAUACGCCACCCCUUUGCCACCCCCUGGCGGGGUGGAGGAGAAGAGCAAGCAGAAACGCAGUAUAGAAGCUCUCGGCUGGGUCACCAUGCCCCUAUUCAGCUUUAGACAUGUUCUGACCUGUGGGAGGAAGCUUCUGGGUCUCUGGCCUUCAACUCCAGGCAGUGGAAAUGCUCGGUCCAGUACGCCCAACUUUAGCCAGCCAGACAGCGUCAUCCUACAGGUGGACUUUCCCACUUCUUCAUUCGAAAUACACUUCAGCACCCCUGCUCCUGCAGAGUUUAGUCCGCAGUACGAGUUCUCCCGCCUGGACCAGGUCAGCCAGAGACAGCUGCAUGAUGUCCUGCACAAGAAGUCUGUUUUCUGGUUGAGUCCAGAGGACAAGCGUCUGCUCUGGGAGAAGCGUUAUUUCUGCCAUGUGGAGGCCGCUGGUCGACUGCCGCUGGUCCUGGCCAGCGCGCCCAGCUGGGAGUGGGCAUGUCUGCCUGACAUCUACGCCCUGCUUCGCCAGUGGGGAUGCAUGAACCACCUGGACACCCUAGGCCUGCUGAAUGCCACGUUUCCAGAUCAGGAGUGCAGGCGCACAGCUGUACAGUGGAUGGACUCCAUCUCAGAUCCUGAGCUUUUGGACUUCCUUCCUCAGUUAGUGCAGGCUUUGAAGUAUGAGUGCUAUCUGGACAGUCACCUAGUGCGGUUUCUGCUGAGAAGGGCUAUCGGUGAUGUGCGCAUCGCUCACUACCUCUUCUGGUUGCUGAAAGAUACUCUUCAGGACUCUCAGUUCAGUGUGAGGUAUCAGUACCUGCUGGCUGCUCUGCUCUGCUGCUCUGGUCGUAGUUUGAGGGAGGAGUUUGAUCGGCAGUGCUGGGUGGUCAACAUUCUGGCUAAAGUGGCCCAGCGGGUCAGAGAUGCCUCUCCUUCAUCUAGACAGGCUAUUCUCCGUGAGGGUCUGGAGGAGGUCAGUCAGUUCUUCUCUAUGAACAGAAGCUGUCGACUUCCCCUCAACCCAGGUCUGCUCGUCAAGGGCAUCAACAUACAGUCUUGCUCCUACUUCAACUCGAAUGCAGUUCCUCUCAAGCUCUCCUUCCAGAACUUGGAUCCUCUGGGAGACAACAUCAACGUCAUUUUUAAAUCUGGAGAUGAUCUGAGGCAGGACAUGCUGACUUUGCAGAUCAUCCGGAUCAUGAAUAAGAUCUGGAUCCAAGAGGGGCUGGACAUGAGGAUGGUCAUCUUCCGUUGCUUUUCUACUGGACGUGGUAAAGGCAUGGUAGAGAUGAUUCCCAAUGCUGAAACCUUGAGGAAGAUCCAGGUUGAACAUGGAGUGACUGGUUCCUUCAAGGACCGGCCACUGGCAGACUGGCUGCAGAAACACAACCCCACUGAGGAAGAGUAUGAAAAGGCUGUGGAAAACUUUAUCUAUUCCUGUGCUGGUUGUUGUGUGGCUACUCACAUUCUGGGCAUCUGCGAUCGGCACAACGACAACAUCAUGCUGAAAACCAGCGGACACAUGUUCCACAUUGACUUCGGCAAGUUCCUGGGCCAUGCACAGAUGUUUGGCAACAUCAAACGAGACCGUGCUCCUUUUGUGUUUACGUCCGACAUGGCAUAUGUCAUCAAUGGAGGUGAUAAGCCAUCAAGCCGUUUCCAUGACUUUGUGGACUUGUGUUGUGAAGCCUACAAUCUCAUCAGGAAACACGCACAUCUCUUUCUCAACCUGCUCGGCCUGAUGCUGUCCAGUGGUAUUCCAGAGUUGUCUGAUGUGGAUGAUUUAAAAUAUGUUUAUGAUGCUCUACGACCACAUGAGUCUGAACCAGAUGCCACCAUGCACUUCACCAGGCUAAUUGAGUCCAGUCUUGGGAGUAUGGCCACAAAGCUCAACUUCUUCAUUCACAACUUGGCACAAAUGAAGUUUGCAUCCUCUGAGGAGCGCCCCGUUUUGUCAUUUGCGCCACGUGUCUACACCCUGAAGACUGAUGGCCCAAUUCACAGCCUGUUUGUUUGCAGACACUUUAAAACAUACACCCCAAGCAAGGGCUACUCUUAUGUUGUAAAAGUAGACAGAGAAGGUCAACAGGGAGCAACAUUAGUCCAGAGAACCUUUGAGGAGUUCCAUGAACUUCACAGUAAACUACAGCUCAUUGUCCCUUCGUCAAAACUACCCAGCUUUCCCAGCCGCUUUGUGAUUGGUCGGUCUCGAGGGGAGGCCCUGGCAGACAGAAGGAAAGAGGCACUAAAUGGAUAUGUUUGGCAUUUGAUCCAUGCUGCUCCAGAGGUGGCACAGUGUGAUCUCAUCUACACCUUCUUUCACCCUCUACCAAGAGACGAACGGACAGGAAGUGUAGGAACUGUUGUAAAUGCACUCCAAAAUAAGCAAACAGAUGUUUCUUGGGCUCCUGUGCCUGGCAAGGUGGCAGGUGAAGUGAAGCUCUCGAUUUUGUACAAGAGUGACAAGAUCUUCGUUAUGGUGAUGCACAUCAGAGGCUUGCAAGCUUUGCAGGAUGGAACAGAUCCUGAUCCCUACGUCAAACUGUACCUCCUCCCUGACCCCCAGAAAACCAGCAAGAGGAAGACCAAGGCAGCCCGUCGCACAUGCAACCCCACUUACAAUGAAAUGCUGGUCUAUGAUCGAGUACCACGCGGUGACUUGCAGCAGAGGACCAUUCACCUGCGAGUACUAAAUGAGGGCGCAUUCUGGGAGAACACCCUGUUGGGUGAAACCAUCAUCCACUUGAAGGACCUCACACCAGGCCAUCGCUGGGUGGAUUGGCAUCAGCUGGGCACUAGAGGCUCCGACAUAAACCGCUAACAGAGAAUACCUGAGACUGGCAUGCGCUUGUUUGGAUGCCCAUUUUGUGUGCAUGUGUUUGUGUCUGUCUUUGCUUAUGGGUCAGGGAGUUGGAGAUGCCCAGCUGCUCAGAAGGCUGUUUCCCCCAGUGGGGGUGUUUUGUUGUUGAUUCUCCUACCCAGGAGAUGCGUAGAUUCGGUGAUGGAGUGUCAUCACUUGAUACAGUUCUGGUGGGGUACCGUGCACCAUGUGAACCAGACCUUGUUUGAAAGAAAGCAGUUCUUGGUAACACUAUGGGACAAAGACCAUUUGUUGACACAAGGAUUGGCAGUGAUCAUGAAAUGACAUUUAAAGAUGAAACUUCCGUACACCAGAUUUUUGGGGUGCUAUCUGGAAAUUUGUUUAAAGUUUGCUGUCCACAUCUAUGACAUUUUAAAGCCCCAUUUUGUCUUCUUGAGAGUGCAAAUUUAAGUUAUUUUCUUUUAAAGAUUUUUCUCUAUUGCAGCUCAAUUUGUGAGCCAUGUUGUGUCUUGUGACAUUAGUUCUAUCGCUUUGUAUCAGAUUUUGCAAAAGUUUACCUAGAAAUUAAGUGUGGGGCCGCGUUUGUACUGUAAAGCCAGUAAAUUUGCUUGCCUGUGGCAGGGAUUUAUCUGAUCACCGGAAAAAGGGAACAAUGCUUAAUCUGACUUCAAAAACGAAUUUGAAACUUGCUUAAUAUAAACACUGCAGUGGAAAUAACACAAACAGUUGUACAAUUAUUUUGAAAUUAUAGUUUGCUUCUUUACUUACCAAUAUAACUAUGGUUUUGAGGAGACUAAAGAAACAAAGAUUGAUAUUUUUUUUUUAAGAUUGAUAGUCUAAAUCUAGGCCUAAAUUGUAUUUUGUCAUCAGCAGAGUGAAUGUAGUGCCUCACUAAAAAAAUUCUAAUAAGUUUAAAAUGUAUGCAUUUCAAUUUCAUAACAAAAUUCUACCAAAUUAGCAGCCAAUAGUCUUUAAUAAUAAUACAAAAUAAAAUACAAAUCUUUAAUUUAUUAAUUUCAUUUUGUUCACUAUUACACAGUUA